GCAGCGCCCCCUGGUGGAGGAAAGAGGCGUUCAGGGCUGCUGGGAAAAAGAAACUGAAAGAAUAAAUGUGACUUCAAACCUCCGAGAGCAAAUUACUUUCACUAUGUCUUCAGAAGAGGAUUUCUCUCUCGUGACGGAGCCGUCCAUGCAGAGCUUGGAGCGAGUACAGGCAUCAAUCACCAACUACAAGAAAAAACACGAGCAGCUCCUCCAGGAGCAGAAGGAGCUGGCGACGUGCAGAGACGAGACGCGUAAACUGGCUCAGGAGUUCAGGCUGCGCGCCGAGAAACUGAGCCAGACUCUGCAGAAGGACGAGCUCGCCCACAAGGACAAGAUUGGAAAGGAAAAGGCUAAACUGAAGCUGCACAUGGAGGAAGAGUUGGAUCUGCUCAGGGAGAUCGAGAAGGUGGAGAAAGCCUUGAAGGAAGAAGCCGCUCAGAACUCGUGUCUGAAAGAGCAGACUGACGUGUUCACUGCCGUACCAGAGAGGAAGUUUUUCUUCAAGGGUGCGACGGAAAAAGCCGUCAAAGCAGAAACGUUUGAAAUGGAACCACGGGUAGAAUAUCCCAUGGAGGGGGGCACGGCGCUGGUUACGUUUGAGGAAGAAGUGGUGGCCAAGAAGAUCCUGGAGAUGAAGAGUCACCAGGUGAAUCUGGGAGAGAGCGAGUGCAGCAUCACCGUGGAGGCCAGGCCAGUUCAGCUGAUGGUGCCCAGGCUGGUGGAGAUAGACACAGAGGUGUGUCCACGCCGCAUAUUAAUCUCUGACCUGCCGAGGAUGGACACCGAGAACUUGCUGAACAAGCUGGAGAUCCACUUCUCCAAGAGGAAACACAGAGGCGGAGAGGUGGACGACUGUGAAAUGAUGCCUGACUCUUGGACUGUGGUCCUCACCUUUGUGGACAAUGACAUCGCUAAACGCUUGACAGACAUCGAGUACCAUGACGUAAAGCUCCAAAAUAAGAAGCAGAGAGUGAGGGUGACUCCUUUUCUCAACGGAAAUAUCACAAACCUAAAGACCAAGAUGUCGGUGUGUCCCCGGACGGUGCUGCUGACAAGAAUCCCCGUGGUCACGGACCGAGACACCCUGCAGGAUCUUCUGGAAAUCCACUUCCAGCAGACGAAGAAUGGCGGAGGAGAGAUCGAAGCGUUCCUGUACAACCCGCUGGAUGAGCAAACCACGGCGCUGUUUCAGGGCGUCUCCCAAAACAAAGACGAGUAGAUUUAUUCCUGUAGCUCAGUGAAGAAACGUCUCAGAGACUGGAUCCAGCACAGACACAAAAAUCUGUUUCAGUCUUCAUGUCGUUAUUUUUUUCUGAUACAGCAUAAUCUGGCACAAAAAUGGGAUGAGGUCAUUUUUUCUGGAAUAAAAUCUCUGUCACUAUUGUUUAUCUACAUUCUAAGACUUUUAAACUUAAGCUGUGGAUGUUAAUGGAUGAAGGACGUGUACCUGGUUGUUUUAUAUAAUGACAAAUACAGUGUAUGCAAAACCUCAUUAGUCACUAAUCUGUACUUUAAUCAUGUAAAUCACAAACAAGUUUUAUUAUAUAAAAGAUGUAAAUGUAACACGUCUGAUUUUCCUCUGUGCAAUUAAAUUGGUGUGUGAAAUGUU
Larimichthys crocea (large yellow croaker) is the source of this 1609-nucleotide messenger RNA. RefSeq names its product interferon-induced protein 35 (gene ifi35). The record is from RefSeq and is a predicted model, not a curated record. The coding region runs from base 104 to 1219 and encodes 371 amino acids. Lineage: Eukaryota; Metazoa; Chordata; Actinopteri; Sciaenidae. The transcript has 10 exons. Gene Ontology annotation, cellular component: nucleus.